ACCUGCGUGAACCUGAUCAGUAUUCUUGAUCUGCAGCUUCCUCUCUUAGUAGCCAUCACCAAUAGUCCAGCAGCAAGACUGUUUAGAAAAAUGGAAGGGAAUGGAUCCAUCGACAUGUUCUCAGAAGUCCUAGAGAACCAGUUCCUCCAGGCCACUAAGCUCGUGGAAAACCACUUGGACUCUGAAAUUCAGAAACUGGAUCAGAUCGGUGAAGACGAGCUGGAACUCCUCAAAGAAAAGAGACUGGCGGCACUCAGGAAGGCCCAGCAGCAGAAACAAGAGUGGCUUUCUAAAGGACAUGGGGAGGACAGAGAAGUGGUCAGUGAGAGAGACUUCUUUCAGGAAGUCAAGGAGAGUGAAAAGGUGGUUUGCCAUUUCUACAGAGACACCACAUUCAGGUGUAAAAUACUAGACAGACAUUUGGCAAUACUGGCCAAAAAACAUCUUGAAACCAAGUUUUUGAAGCUGAAUGUGGAAUAGGCGCCAUUCCUCUGUGAGAGACUGCGGAUCACGGUCAUCCCCACACUAGCGCUCCUGAGAGACGGCAAGACACAGGAUCAUGUUGUCGGGUUCACCGACCUAGGCAGUACGGAUGACUUCACUACGGAUACUUUAGAAUGGAGACUUGGCUGUUCUGACGUUAUCAAUUACAGUGGAAAUUUAAUGGAGCCACCAUUUCAGAGCCAAAAGAAAUUUGGGACAAACUUCACAAAGCUGGAAAAGAAAACUAUCCAAGGAAAGAAAUGCGAUUCAGACUCUGAUGAUGACUAGACUGUGCUGUCCUUGUAGACCAUCUGUUUGUCUGUUUAUUUCAGAGUUCAGUGUGUUCCUAAAUUCUCCUGAUUUCGGCCCAUUCACCAUCUAUACUCAUAUCCCAGCGUUUAUACUGUGUCACUACA
This is a messenger RNA of Peromyscus californicus insignis, 899 nucleotides long. RefSeq names its product thioredoxin domain-containing protein 9-like. Bases 91 to 480 code for a protein of 129 amino acids. The record is from RefSeq and is a predicted model, not a curated record. Gene Ontology annotation, cellular component: cytoplasm. Gene Ontology annotation, biological process: microtubule cytoskeleton organization. NCBI's taxonomy places the organism in Eukaryota, Metazoa, Chordata, Mammalia, Rodentia, Cricetidae. The transcript has a single exon.